Molecule: messenger RNA, 1342 nt
Organism: Alnus glutinosa
Lineage: Eukaryota; Viridiplantae; Streptophyta; Magnoliopsida; Fagales; Betulaceae
Product: GDSL esterase/lipase At4g28780
Exons: 5
Coding region: 42-1172 (376 amino acids)
Molecular function (GO): hydrolase activity, acting on ester bonds
Source: RefSeq, a predicted model, not a curated record
UCCUAGUUAGAGAGCAAAAGAGGGAAAAGAGAGAGAAAGGAAUGCCCACAUUAGUGUCUAUGUCGAGUCCUAGGGUUUCGGUCACCACCCUGACUGUUGCCCUGGUAGUGAUCACAUGUACACUGGGCACAGUUGCAUCUCAAGGCCAGGCAGCUCGUGCAUUCUUUGUGUUUGGAGAUUCCCUUGCAGAUAAUGGCAACAACAACCACUUAGCAACUACUGCACGUGCCGACUCUCCGCCGUAUGGCAUCGAUUAUACGACUCACCGACCAACCGGCCGCUUCUCCAAUGGCCUCAACCUCCCUGACAUUAUCAGUGAGAAAAUCGGGUCAGAGCCCACAUUGCCAUACUUGAGUCCCGAGCUCACCGGACAAAAAUUACUGGUCGGUGCCAACUUUGCUUCUGCCGGCAUUGGAAUCCUCAACGAUACAGGAAUUCAUUUUAUCAACAUUAUAAGAAUGUCGAGGCAGCUGGAAUUGUUCCAAGCGUACCAGCGAAGGCUGAGUGCGCUAAUCGGAGAAGCCCAGGCGCGGCGGCUGGUGAACAGUUCGCUUGUCCUCGUAACACUUGGUGGGAACGACUUUGUUAACAACUAUUUCUUGAUUCCUUUCUCCCAACGCUCACACCAAUACUCUAUCCCCGAUUACUGCGGCUACCUCAUCUCCGAGUACAGCAAAAUUCUAAAGAGGCUUUACGAGCUGGGAGCCCGUAGAGUGAUGGUGACGGGAACUGGCCCACUAGGCUGUACCCCGGCGGAGCUAGCUAUGAGGAGUAGGAACGGGGAGUGUGCAUCAGAGUUACAACAAGCAGCAACAGUUUUCAACUCAAAUCUCGUCCAACUGAUUCAACAACUCAACCGCGAGCUCAAAGCGGAUGUCUUUGUUUUUGCCAAUGCGUUCCAAAUGAACAUGGACUUCAUCAACAACCCCCAAAGCUUUGGUUUUGUAACAUCAAAAGUAGCAUGUUGUGGGCAAGGGCCCUACAAUGGGAUAGGACAAUGUAACUCAUUGUCACACCUCUGCCCAAACCGGAGCAUCUACGCGUUUUGGGACGCUUUUCAUCCAACUGAACGUGCACUUCGGCUCAUCGUCCAGCAGAUCAUGACUGGCUCUACCAACUAUAUGAACCCAAUGAACCUAAGCACCAUUGUGGCCAUGGCUUCCAACAACUAAUUUAUCUAUCUAUAUAUAUAUAUAUAUAAUAGGAGCUUCAAACACUAGUACUUUUAUUGAACUCCAAUGUAUGUACGUUGUCGCUAGUAAGUGUGGGACUUAAUUGUAGCAGCGCAGUUCUAUAUGGUGUGCUUGUAUCUUAAUAUAUAUAUCUUAAUUAUGUUCGCGUA